This is a messenger RNA of Caretta caretta (loggerhead turtle), 4761 nucleotides long. RefSeq names its product microfibril associated protein 3 (gene MFAP3). NCBI's taxonomy places the organism in Eukaryota, Metazoa, Chordata, Testudines, Cheloniidae. The record is from RefSeq and is a predicted model, not a curated record.
GCAGAGGCACUUCCGGGUUGGCCGUGGGGCGGAAAAGUCCGUUGGCUUCUCUGCACCGUCGGGGCGUGAGCGCUCCCGGGGCUCCGGCCAAACCCGCCUCCCACCAGCGUCAACCUAUCAGUGUAUUAUAACAAACUACUUGACAGGCUACACAAAGAUGAUAUAUACAUUGGAUUUCCCAUUUUCACUACUAAUAUCGAUGGUCUUGAAAGUGCACUGGGAUUCAGAUGUUUCCAAGAAACUCUCUGUCAAUGAACAACUCAAGACCCUCCUCACUGAUCUCGGUUUAAUGCAGACAGCUUGAUAUCACGCAUCCUGCUCCUUACUCCAAGUUAAAUGAAAAAAACAAUUUUCUCUAAUCUUCCAUGAAUCUCAGUUGUUGCCUGUUAGUUUUGAUUGUUAGUGCGGGUCUGCCUGCUGCUUUUGCCCUGGAAAAUGUAGCUUCUAACAGGACAAUUACACCUGGGUCAAGAUCCAUUUCUCUGACUGCUUCACUUCAUCCAGUCUUCCGAGUCGUGGCAAAUUCUCCAGCACAUCAUGAUAUCAUAGCAAAGGAGGGGACCAGUGCUUUAAUUGAAUGUAAACUGAACAUCAGCCAGUAUGAAUUUAUCCUUUGGUACAACUCAAAAGGACAGCUGCUCAAUGAAAGAGAUGAAGGUGGAAGAUGGUUGAUCACUGACCGAAUCCUUAACAUUACCAGUGUAACUUUUGGUGACCGCGGGCGGUACACCUGUGCAGCCACUAAUCGUAAUGGCACCUCCUUCUACACAGUCACCCUGAGGGUUAUCUUCACAUCCGGGGACAUGAGCAUCUACUACAUGAUUGUGUGUCUGGUUGCCUUCACAAUCAUCCUCAUUUUAAACAUCACCCGUCUGUGUAUGAUGAGCAGCCACCUCCGCAAGACAGAGAAGGCCAUCAAUGAAUUCUUCAGGACAGAAGGGGCUGAGAAGCUUCAGAAAGCCUUUGAGAUCGCCAAGCGCAUUCCUAUCAUCACAUCUGCCAAAACGUUAGAGCUGGCCAAAGUCACCCAGUUUAAGACCAUGGAAUUUGCUCGAUACAUUGAAGAGCUUGCUAGAAGCAUCCCCCUCCCACCUUUGAUCCUGAACUGUAGGGCAUUCAUGGAGGAGAUCUUCGAAGCAGUGCGAGUUGAUGAUCCUGAUGAAGUUGGUGAGGAAACCAAACAGACCCAAGCCCUUGCUACCCAAGAUACGAUCUACCCCAUCAACCCAGAGCUCAAGCGCAGUAAUUCACCAGCAGGGGACUCGGAUGAUGGCUCCAUGAAUGAGCAGGGUCAAGAAAUAGCAGUUCAGGUAUCGGUCCACCUUCAGUCAGAAAUACAAAGCAUUGACACUGUUUCCCAUGACAGCUGCCAUACUGUACCUUCCGAAGAAGAGGUCUGCUGAAUCCAGCGAGGUGGGAUUAUUAAAGCUGCGUCUGAUUUCUGUAGGGUGUCGAGAAAAAAGGAACUCUAGUCAAAUGUGCACAAGAAAUAAUGAAUCUUUUUCCAGAAUAUGAGGUGCCAAAACUUUACCUAAAUCUGUGCGUUUCCUCAUCUAUGUUUCUCAGUGCCGAUCUAUAGAUUUAAGCCUGCUUAGAUGAGGCCAUUUAGAAUACUCCUUCGCAACAAUUUUGUAAAGCAAACUUACUCCACUGGAAGCAUUUCACAAACGGGAUAAUUCACACUCAAUUUCUUGGUCACCUCAGUUACUGUAUCAGAGGUGGCUAAAUUGAGCUAAACACGUGCCAUAGGAUCCUUUCCUUUGUGAACUGUUUCUUCAUAUACACAAAGAAAUCUGAAUUCUUUCAGAUUCAAGUCUGCCUGCAUUAUUGUCCUGAUGAUUUGAGAGGUGUGCUCUUUUUGAGUUGCCUCUUGAUGUGUGCAGCCCAUCAAAACUAUGGGCUUCGGCAAAUCUGCUUUGUGUAUUUUGCUUUUGUGUUGCCAUCAAAACAUACUGUACUUAGAAUAAGGAAUAGUGCCAGACUGUGCAUCUGGAUUAAAUUAAUUGUCAUAGUUUCAAAGCAAUUUAUGGAAUAACCAGGGCUCUAAGGUUUUAAUGAUUCUGCAGAAACUUACCAAAACGCCAUUGUAGCGUAUGGAAAAUUAAAUCUUGAUUUUGACAUAAUCAGCACCAUGGUUAAAUGACCAAUAUUGGUAGAUGCCGUACCCUGUUUCUGUUUUACAUGGCAGGACAGGAAGGCAGCUCUGCUGGUAUUAUCUGUCCAUGAACCUUAUUGACUUUACUCACUGCAGAAAAUCCAAAGGAUUGUGGUGUAUUUGACAUUGCCGUGGGCAAGGGAUGACGAGUUGGUUGUCCUAAAAAAAAAAAAAAAUCUAGAGAUCAAAUGUCUCAGGCAGUUGUUUCUAAACAACAUUAACAAGAAAAGUGGGGGGAACUUAGGGCCAGAUUCUUAGCUGUGGAUAGUUAUGGCUAGUUAUGGCUCCCUGGUUCUGCUAUCUGCCAGUCGCAAGUCACUGGAGUGCAGUACCCGUCUGGCCAUGCCCUCUUCCAUUUCUAGCAAGCCCCAUGGUAAGAGCUGCAAGGAGAUGUAGCACAGGAGCUGACCACACAUUGCCCUGUGCUAGUUAGGGACUCUCCUGUGCCAGGAGAUUCCUCAGAGGAGGAGAUCCAAUCCCUAGGGACUAGCAUGUAGAAGAGACUCUGACCCCUAGUUUCGCUUUUUGGUGCUGAUCUUUUCCUUUUUUUUUAUUUUGUAUUUCUUAUUUUUUAUGUAACAUUUAUAAGUGUAUCACUUUAAUCACACUUUAUUUCCAGUUGCGAUUUAAAUGUAUGUAAGGCUUGUAAGCACUCCACAAAUUAUUUUCUUACAACUGUUGGGAGCAUAUUGCCAUAUAAUUUUAACAACUUAGCAACAGGAGCACCGCUUAGCUUCCCACAUCUCUUUCUUUGCUUCCUAUUUUUGAAAGGUGACUUGAACUAGUGGUUUCCGGAGGAAACAUUCAAGAUUUUUCAGAGGUUUUCAGGUUACGUUUACAGGGGUGGCGGUGGAUGACAAACAGAUAUAGGAGUGCCAUUCUACAAAGCAGAGGAAUCUGCAGUAAUACAGCCUUGUAAUAAAUGGCAUGAGUAAAUCAUAUUUACGUGUCAGUAUUAGAGACCGAGAGGGUGAAGCAUUUUUAAGUUCUUUCCCGAGACGCUUCUGAAGUCAAACACAAGCAACGCAGGUCUAGCAGAGCUUGUCUUCACUGAGAGGCCUGUGUUUAUCAGGAACAUAGGAAUUGCUGACUGGAUCAGCCCAGUGAUCCAUCUAUUCCAGUCUCCUGUUUCUGACAGGUGGCUGUGCUUCAGAGGAAUAGAUCUGGAAUAACCUGUCCUUCGUGAUAGAUUCUUCUUCACGCUCAUAUAGCUAGAGGUUGUGUAUGCUCCUCUUCAUCUUAAGGGUUUAUAUUCCUCUCUUGGCUCUUUGUUUAUUCUUAAAUAGUCAUGGUUAUAACUCUGGAUAUUUUUGUUAGUCAGAUAAAUGGCCAGUCCUUUUUUGCAUCCUGCUAAACCGCUGGCCUCAGUGAUUCCUGGCGGCAGUGAUUCUGCAGGCUAACGGUGCAUUCUGGUGAAAAGAAUUUCCUUUGGUCGAGUUUGAAUGUCAUAGCUCAAAGAUGUUACGGCCAGAAGGGGUAAUCGUGUAGUCUGACCUUGUACAUCCCCCAGGCCAUAGGAUUUCCACUUGGCCAUGCCCCUCUGUCAAACUGUCACACUACAUAUGGUGGCGGCAUCCUUGAUGUUUUUGUCCCCAUGUUAUAAAUGCAAUUUGGAGAUGGAACCAUAAAAUCAAGGCUUCUUUUAAAUACUUCCAAACCAGCAGACACGCAAUAAUGAUUGACAGAUGUCUCAUCAAAAAUGGCAGCUUGCAUGCAACAAAAUGACGCUGGAGCUAUAUGCGAUCAGUGUAAGAGAACAGCUCCCGAUUUAACUGAAUCUGUUCUGUAAUUUGUAUAGUUUAGGUAGAUAACACUGCGUUCUUAAUAAACCAAGUCUGUAUUUGCCUAUCUAGCUGUUUCAUCUGGUGUCUGAGUAGCAGAGAGAAAGGACUUGUUCCAUUAGGCCAGAAAAUACAGAAAUGAUGUGCUGGAUAGUUUGUUUAUUUUUAAAUUCCAAAAUCAAGUGGUCAGUUUGCCAUAGUAAUAAGUCAUUUCAUUUCUGGGAGAGAGGCUGUUUUGUAGGAUUUUCAGUACAUAAGUAGUAUUUAUGAAGUGUAGGGCCCAAUCUUGUUUCCACUGAACUUCAUCAGAGCAGGGUUGGAACCUUAAUAUGACAUCAACGAGUGUAUUGAACAGAUUCCUAUGACACUGGGAACCAGGAUGAUGUAGAACCCAUAAUUUCCAAAUAAUGAACCCUAACAUAGUGGUUUCCAAACAGGUUGACCUAUUGCUCCCAUGUUAGUGAUAUCUGUUACUGCUUGAAUUUUUUGAUACAUCUAACUAAAAUUUAUUUUGGAAAGAUUACUCAAACAUCGUCGGGGUGGGGGGGGUUAAACUCCUUGUAAAAAAAUGCAUGUUUUUUCUUGGCUUCAGCUAAUGUCUCUGACAAUCACAAGGCUGUUUUAUCUUCUCUUCUGAACCUCAAUUUGUUUUUUGUACUGUAAACUCUACUCGUUAGCCAAGAUUGUAUUUACAAGUAACUUUGUUUUGGUUAUUUGUAUUCUGUAGAGUGUAAUGUGACUGUGUUAUAUAACAACAUUAUGAGUCAUACUUUCAUAAAAUUAAUUGGUAGAUUGUCAGAAUAAAUUUAGCAAAAAAACCUGUGA